UACUUACUGAAACAUACUGUUUGGAUCCUGUGUGACUUAACUAGAGCCAGUGCAGUGCUGUGGAGAACUAUGAGAUUUAGCCUGGAUAUUAAAUCAUCUUCUAGAGAAUAGAUUUAGUAUUCCUUUCUUCUGUGAUGGUUAAUUCAUGCAAUAAACCAACAUUUAACAUUUACAUAGGAUUUUACUGCUCAGCAGUCAUCCUAUCCAAAGUAUGCAUUUGUUCUCAGCCAUCUACUGAUCACUUCAAUAAGGAUCCUGGGGCUUUCCCAAUAGCCACCAAUGGGGAACCAUUUCCUUGGCGUGAGCUAAGGUUUCCCAACAGGGUCAUUCCCCUCCACUAUGACCUUUCUGUCCAUCCAAAUCUCACCUCCCUGGACUUUGUUGCCUCUGAGAAAAUUGAAGUGUUGGUCAGAGAUGCCACCAAAUUUAUCAUCUUGCAGAGCAAAGAUGUUGAAAUCAUGAAUGCCACCCUUCAUUCAGAGGAAGAUUUGAGAUACAAGAAACCAGGGAAAAAAUGGAAUGUUUUGAGUUAUCCUGUUCAUCAACAAAUUGCACUGCUGGUUCCUGAGAAACUUACAGCUGACCUGAGAUACUACGUGGCUAUUGACUUCCAGGCCAAGUUAGCUGAUGAUUUUAAAAGGUUUUAUAAAAGCAUGUACUGAACUCAAGGUGAUGAAACAAGGAUAAUUGUAGUAACAGAUUUUGAGCCAACCAAAGCACGAAUGGCUUUCCCUUGUUUUGAUGAACCAUUGUUUAAAACCAACUUUUCAAUCAAGAUAAGAAGAGAGAGAGGACACAUUGCACUAUCCAACAUGCCAAAGGUAAAGAUGAUUGAACUUGAAGGAGGCCUCUUGGAAGAUCAUUUUGAAACUACUGUAAAAAUGAGUACAUACCUUGUAGCCUACAUAGUUUGUGAUUUCAAGUCUGUGAGUGGCACAACCUCAUCAGGGGUCAAGGUGUCCAUCUAUACAGCCCCAGACAAAUGGAGUCAAAUGCAUUAUGCUUUGGAAACAUCGAUGAAGCUACUUGAUUUUUAUGAAAAUUACUUUGAUAUAAACUACCCACUCCCAAAACUGGACCUUGUUGUCAUUCCUGACUUUAUAUCCGGAACCAUGGAAAAUUGGGGCCUCAUCACAUACAGAGAGACAUCAUUGCUCUUUGAUCCCAAGACCUCUUCCAUUUCUGAUAAACUGUGGAUCACCAGGGUCAUAGCCCAUGAACUAGCAGAUCAGUGGUUUGGCAACCUGGUUACAAUGGAAUGGUGGGAUGAUCUUUGGCUCAAAGAGGGUUUUGCAAAUUACAUGGCAUUGAUCUCUGUUAAUGCUACAUAUCCAGAGCUACAAUUUGAUGACAAAUUUUUGGAUUUGUGUUUUGAAGUCAUUCAAAAAGAUGCAUUAAGUUCAUCCCGUCCUAUCUCCAAUCAAGCAGAAACUCCCACACAAAUACAGGAAAUGUUUGAUGCAGUUUCCUAUAACAAGGGAGCUUGUAUUUUGAAUAUGCUCAAGAAUUUUCUGAGUGCAGAGAAAUUCCAGAAAGGAAUUAUUCACUACUUAAAGAAGUUUAGCUAUGGAAAUGCUAAGAAUGAUGAUUUGUGGAGCAGUCUGUCAAAUAGUUGUUUAGAACAUGAUUUUACAUCUGGCAGGUUUUGUCACUCCGAUUGCAAGACGACAAGCCACACACUGGCUUUCCUGGGAGAAAAUACGGAGGUCAAAGAGAUGAUGACUACAUGGACUCUGCAGAAAGGACUCCCCCUCGUGGUGGUUAAACAAGAGGGGCGUUCACUCGGCCUGCGGCAGGAGCGCUUCCCGGCGGGACUUAACCACGAGGACCCUGAGUGGCGGGCCCUGCAGGAAAGGUACCUUUGGCAUAUCCCACUGACCUACUCCACGAGUUCUUCUAAUGAGAUUCACAAACACGUUCUAAAAUCAAAGACAGAUACCCUUGAUUUACCUGAAAAUACCAGUUGGGUGAAAUUCAAUGUGGACUCAAAUGGCUACUACAUUGUUCACUAUGAGGGGCAUGGCUGGGACCAACUCAUUACACAGCUGAAUCAGAACCACACACUUCUCAGACCAAAGGACAGAACAGGUCUGAUUCAUGAUGCAUUUCAGCUAGUAAGUGCAGGCAGGUUGAACCUAGACAAAGCCCUUGACCUGACUCACUAUCUCCCAUGUGAAACAAGCACCCCUACACUUCUCAAAGAUUUGGGGUACUUAGAAUUGUUUUACCACAUGAUGGACAGAAGGAAUAUUUCAGAUGUCACUGAAAACCUCAAGCAUUUUAAGUCAGUGAUUGACAUGCAAAGCUGGAGCGACAAGGGCUCAGUCUGGGACAGGGUACUUCGCACGGAAGUCUUAAAGCUGGCCUGUUACCUGAACUAUGAUCCUUGCAUCCAGAAGGCAACUGAACUCCUUUCGCAGUGGAUGGAAUCCAGUGGAAAAUUAAACAUUUCAACAGACGUUUUAAAGAUUGUGUAUUCCGUGGGUGCUCAGACAACAGUAGGAUGGAAUUACCUUUUAGAGCAAUACAGACUGUCAAUGUCAGGUGCUGAAAAAAACAAAAUUCUGUAUGCAUUGUCAACCAGCAAACAUCAGGAAAAGUUAAUGAAAUUAAUUGAACUAGGAAUGGAAGGAAAGGCCAUUAAGAUGCAGGACUUGUCUGCUCUUCUUCAUGCGAUUGCCAGAAAUCCAAAAGGGCAGCAAUUAGCCUGGAAUUUCCUAAGAGAAAAUUGGACCACUCUCCUCAAAAAAUUUGACUUGGGCUCAUUUGCCAUGAGAAUGAUUAUCUCUGGAACAACGGCUCACUUUUCUUCUGAGGAUGAGUUGAAAGAGGUGAAACUAUUUUUUGAAUCUCUAAAUGCCCAAGGAUCACAUUUGUAUAUUUUUCAAAUUAUUCUGGAAGCUAUAUCCACAAAUAUUAAGUGGCUAGAGAAGAAUCUUUCCCCUCUGAGGACUUGGCUACUGGUUCAUAUUUAA
This is a messenger RNA of Manis javanica (Malayan pangolin), 2975 nucleotides long. RefSeq names its product endoplasmic reticulum aminopeptidase 2 (gene ERAP2). The record is from RefSeq and is a predicted model, not a curated record. Lineage: Eukaryota; Metazoa; Chordata; Mammalia; Pholidota; Manidae. Gene Ontology annotation, biological process: peptide catabolic process; proteolysis. Gene Ontology annotation, cellular component: cytoplasm; membrane. Gene Ontology annotation, molecular function: zinc ion binding; peptide binding; metalloaminopeptidase activity.